AUGGUUGGGUACGGCUUUCCCGUGAAAACUACCCCCAUUACUAAUGAGUAUGAAAUAACCCAGACUAGUCUCGGUAGUGGGAUCAAUGGACGAGUUCUCAAGUGUAUACAUAGGGCCACUGGCAACACAUAUGCACUGAAGGUUCUUGGCGAUGACGAAAAGGCUUGUCGGGAAGUAGAGCUGCACUACAGAGUUCACGACUGUGCAAAUAUUGUAAGAAUUGUUGACAUAUUUGAAAACAAUAAUACAAACACUGGAAGAAAUCACCUGCUUAUCGUAAUGGAAUGCAUGUCAGGUGGCGAGUUGUUCAACCGUAUACAGACUAGACACCAACAAGGUUUUACCGAAAAUGACGCAGCGCGUAUAGUUUAUCAAAUAGCCACUGCGAUCCAGUGCCUUCACAGGAGAGAUAUUGCCCAUCGUGACCUAAAGCCUGAAAACCUGCUUUUCUCGUCAGAUGCCUCGGAUGCAAUUCUUAAGUUAACUGACUUUGGAUUUGCUAAAGAAACGUUCAAGGGGAAAUACCUGAAGUCCCCAUGUUUCACCCCUUAUUAUGUCGCACCAGAGGUUCUAGGUUCCGUGGCUUACGACCAACAAUGUGAUAUGUGGUCGCUUGGUGUUAUCACAUACAUUCUAUUAUGUGGAUAUCCGCCCUUCUACAGCCAAGGCGGUGAUCCCUUCUCUCCCGGCAUGAGGUCUCGCAUACGAAACGGUCACUAUACAUUCCCUCCAAAUGAAUGGAAUGCUGUGUCUCAAGAAGCUAAAAAUCUCAUAACCAGCCUUUUGAUCGUGCAGCCCCAACAGCGUUUAACGAUUGAACAGGUCAUGCGGCAUCCGUGGGUAAUGCGGUAUCGAUCGGCACCUCAAACACCUCUUCUUACGGUCAACAUUCUCAAUGAGGAGAGGCGAAAUUGGAAUGAAGUUAAAGAGGGUUUCCGGGAGGGUCUUCAACUAAUGCGCAUCGAGAGCAACGCGCCAAAGCUGAAAAAACUUGCCGACACCUCGAAUCCAAUUCUCAAGCGUCGAGAAAGGGAGCGAAACCAAGCCGCAGCCGCAGCCGCCGCCGCAGCUGGCACACCCUGUGGCAUCACCCCGACCAACAGCACAAGUCACCACGUCUCUCAGCUUCACUAAACCCGCCUCCUCCCCACCCCUCCAUCUUCGACUU
Messenger RNA from Mesocestoides corti, 1168 nucleotides. NCBI's taxonomy places the organism in Eukaryota, Metazoa, Platyhelminthes, Cestoda, Cyclophyllidea, Mesocestoididae. The record is from the annotation of a GenBank genome assembly.